This is a messenger RNA of Symbiodinium sp. CCMP2456, 1692 nucleotides long. NCBI's taxonomy places the organism in Eukaryota, Dinophyceae, Suessiales, Symbiodiniaceae. The record is from the annotation of a GenBank genome assembly.
AUGGAUGCCACGUCGGCCGGGCAACCGCCAGGCUUGGAGGGUGAGGAGGCCGAAAAGCAAGCGGCUGUGGAGAAUGAGAACGAGAGCGUGAUGGCUAGCCUGGAGGGCAAUCCGGCGAUGAAGAGCAUCCGCGAAGUCAUGGUUGCACUCCGAACGUCAGGGAAGGAAUCUAAGGGUCCCCCGUAUCAAGCCAAGAGCGCGGGCCUGCCGGCAACCUUCUCCGUCCCGACCGGCUCGGACUUCUACAUGAACUCCAUGAUCGUAGCCGGGGUCGGGAUCCUGUUAGCCUACAUCACCAGUGUAGGCAUUGCUUUUGUGUGGUCUUUGGUAAACAUGAUGAUGAAGAACUGCGGGCAGGAUUUCUGGAAAACGGACGGGGAUGCCGCAUGCAACGCGAAGAUGGUCAAUGCAUUAGUGUUCUCCAUCGAGCUGCGUUGCUUCGACACCAAACCUUCUUCGAUGCUCCAAGAAGACUUCGACGACAUGUGCUCGGGUUUCUGGAUAGAAGUGGCAGUGAAUGUCUUCGUCUUUAUCGUGAUGACUGGGAGCAUCUUGUAUUCGGAGCUUGGCAAGCUGGCUUCCAAGGUGACCUUCCACGAGAACCUCUUCGUGGUCGAGUCCUGGCACGGCAAGCUCUUCCAGUGCAGCUUUUUUGCCGACGUCAUUCAAGCCAAGAGCACCAGCUCUGGCCUCGAGAUCACCAGCAAGGCCAGGGUGCGCACAGAGAGCUCCAACAGUGAAGGGGGUGGUGGCUUCUUUGGGAGAAAGAAGAAGGAGCAGACUCUCAGCAUCAACGGUGAUGCCACGAUGUCCGUCCUUGCCGGCAGCGGCGAAGCGAAGUGCAGCUUCCUGCAGGAGUUCGCAAAACGUCUGCCGGUGAGCAUCCAGGGCUUCGAUGGUGUUGCGGAGGUCGAUGGUGCGACCGAGGCCCCGGCCUCCGCGAGCUCUGCGAGCUGCACGAGCCUGCUGGAGGGACGACUAGGAAACCUCUUGGCAGCGCGCCGAGGGGAAGGAGAGAGAACAAAUGCUCGCAAGCCCAUCUCCUGCGACUUCUGCACGGAGGUUCUCUUCAUCGUUUUGAUUUCAGCUGUCGGCUACUACUGCUUCUCUGUACUCACAAACAUCUUUGGUUGGGCUAUGGCCACGGGGAGGGGCAAGUGCAGCCAUGAGAUGAAGCCCGACGUGGACUUGUGCGACUUCGUCCGUGUCUUCUCUCCGAUCGAGCUUCCGUUGGUUGCUGUGCAGGAGUACGUCAACAUUGCAGGCCUCGUAGUCGCUUGCAUUGUCUAUCCGAUUUGGACCUUCAUGAACCUCCCUUUUGAGUACAGAUUCCACGGAGAGGUGGUCGAGGAGCUGCUCUUCGCGGGGUGGCAGUCCCAGGAGAGUACCAUGAUCGUUCAUGGAGACAUCGAGGGCUUGGAACUGGUUUGGGGAUAUCUGGAGAAGUGCAUCAAAGCCGAGAUCAGCGCGAUCUACACAGUCAAGCAGGGGGUCACCAAGCCCUUCGAAAUCACAGCAACCUUCUCGCCUGAGAUGGAAAUGAAGAUUGGACUCGUCGACAGUGAUUGCGCCUCGUGCAGCGGCCAUGGCACGAAGGCUUUGAGCUACAAGGAGUCGGUCAUGCGUGCCCUCAACGAUGCGAAGCCCGGACUCUUGCAGAUGCCCGCAGAAGAAGCGAGGACGGAAGCGUAA